Molecule: messenger RNA, 420 nt
Organism: Nicotiana tabacum (common tobacco)
Lineage: Eukaryota; Viridiplantae; Streptophyta; Magnoliopsida; Solanales; Solanaceae
Source: RefSeq, a predicted model, not a curated record
AUGACUUCUUCUCUCUUCUUCCUUGCUUUCCUUUGCUUACCAAUAUCCCUUAUUAAAUCUCAAGAUAAUAUAGCUUCUCCUGGUCUUGCUUAUGAGAGCCCUGUUCCAUUCUCACCAGAAGCAUACUCAUUUUUCCACACUGAUACUCAACAGCAAAACACUAGUAAUGAAAAUUUAUGUGAAUCAUCAGAAUCUGAGUGUUCUGAAUUUCAUAUAACAGCAUCAAAUAUGCAGUCAAAUCUUGCAUAUGAAAACAUAUCACCACCAGAAGGUGGUGAAAAACGACUGGGAGGUGGUGGCAUGACUGGAAUUCCAUUUGGUUUUCUGUUUGCUAUUCUUUUGGGUUUUGGGAUUCUCUUUGUGGUCAUCACACGGAAACGCAACUCCAGCAACGCUAAUCCUGUUCAGCUUAAUGUUUGA